AUAAUAAAACUAUAUUUCACCUUUACUUUAUAUUGUUGCAAUUAUAUUGCCAGUACUAGACUUUAUUACUGUUGCUGUUUAAUCAUCAUAAAAAAUGCGUUUCUACUUUUGUUUUGGAAUUUUACUUUGUUUUAUUUGUUUAAUUAUCAUACCAAAGUUUUCAACCGGAAUGCCAAGCUCAAGUGGAUCAACUUCUAACAAUGAGAGUGAUCCUAGUGUAGUCAAUAACAAUGAGCAAAUGUAUCCCAUAACAAAUUAUUACGUAGAUAAAGUAAAAAAUAGUGUAUUGAAUUUGCCAUAUGUUGAAUUUUUUCGUCGCUGUUUCAAAAUAAUCAAUUUUUGGACAAGAUCAGAUCAACCAGAUAGAACUCCAAACGAAUUGAUUAAUAUUAUGACAGAAGCACUACAAAAAGAAGAAAAUAUUUUAAAAGAGUCCCUUUGUGGAUGUGAUGUAAAAAAUAAUGACACCAUUACAAAAAAAGAUGCACUAAAAGUUUUCACGAAUAAGAAAUGUUUUAAGGGUAAAUUAUUUGGUAAUGAAUUAAACAACGUACUCAAUAUGUAUACCGAUCCUCAAAAUCAAGUUAAAUACAAAGAGCUGUUAAAAAAUAUUGUCACACAUAUUGAAGGAUAUCCUAUUGAAGUUGAUAAUCAAGAAACUAAUGAUUUCAUACAAUUGUCGUUCAAAUAAUUAUGUGUAAGAUAAUUUUUUAAAAAAUACUCGAAGUAGCUUGUACUCAUAGUUUAUAAAAUAUAGUAUAACUUCAUUAAUAUCAUUUGUUUCAUGAUAUAUUUAUUUUUAAAUGUUUAAAUUGUUAUAAAUAAAUUGAUGUUUGAUUUA
Molecule: messenger RNA, 841 nt
Organism: Daktulosphaira vitifoliae (grape phylloxera)
Lineage: Eukaryota; Metazoa; Arthropoda; Insecta; Hemiptera; Phylloxeridae
Exons: 5
Coding region: 95-691 (198 amino acids)
Source: RefSeq, a predicted model, not a curated record